Messenger RNA from Gastrolobium bilobum, 1273 nucleotides. RefSeq names its product putative L-ascorbate peroxidase 6. Gene Ontology annotation, biological process: hydrogen peroxide catabolic process; response to reactive oxygen species; cellular response to oxidative stress. Lineage: Eukaryota; Viridiplantae; Streptophyta; Magnoliopsida; Fabales; Fabaceae. The record is from RefSeq and is a predicted model, not a curated record. Gene Ontology annotation, molecular function: peroxidase activity; heme binding. The transcript has 10 exons. Bases 38 to 1024 code for a protein of 328 amino acids.
ACAGUGGUGUUUGAUUGUGUGGAGUCCAUUAGAGAUAAUGAGUUCGACUCUCACAAACCAUCCUCUGCAGUGCUCAAUCGUCACCAAUUCAGGCGAGGAGGCCAACCCCGAAAUCAAUUUUCCCGCCAAAUUCCAACGGUCAUCUUUCUCAACGGUCAAGUUUCGCGCCGACAAGCCCAACGACCAUGCUUCUUCAGAUGUAGCGGUUUCAUUUAGCAGGAGGAGAGGGCUAAUAUGCAUAGCCACGUUACCAUGUCUUCUUCCCCUAAGUCAGAUCAUAGGUUGUCUCCGAGCCAACGCGAUGCAGCCAGGUACAAAGAAAAUAUAUCUUCUCAUUAAAGAUGAGGUGAGGAAGGUAUUGUCAAAGGGAAAGGCUGCAGGCGUGCUUCGUUUGGUUUUCCACGAUGCUGGAACCUUUGAAAUCGAUGACAAUACAGGUGGUAUGAAUGGUUCUAUAGUCUAUGAACUUGAAAGACCUGAAAAUGCUGGCCUGAUAAAAUCAGUAAAGGUUCUGCAGAAAGCAAAGACUCAGAUAGAUGCUAUCCAACCAGUAUCCUGGGCGGAUGUGAUUGCUGUGGCUGGAGCUGAAGCAGUUGAAGUAUGUGGAGGUCCACCUAUCCAAGUUUCACUGGGUAGACUAGAUUCGCAGAGGCCUGAUCCUGAAGGAAGACUUCCUGAGGAAUCUCUCAGUGCUUCUGACUUGAAGAAAUGCUUCCAGAGAAAAAGUUUUUCAACGCAAGAACUUGUAGCUUUGUCUGGAGCCCACACUCUUGGAAGUAAAGGUUUUGGAAGCCCAACUUCAUUUGACAAUUCAUAUUAUAAGAUUCUUUUGGAGAAGCCAUGGAUGUCUUCUGGUGGUAUGUCGAGUAUGAUUGGCCUUCCUUCAGAUCACGCACUUGUUGAGGAUGAUGAAUGCUUAAGAUGGAUUAAAAAAUACGCAGACAAUGAGAAUAUGUUCUUUGAAGAUUUCAAAAAUGCGUAUGUCAAGCUGGUGAAUUCUGGUGUGAGGUGGAAUAGCGUAUAAAUUCAGGAGUUGACUGUUCCAACUUCCACUCAAGGAGCAACUUGCUUUUUAUUGAUUUGUUCUAGUGUUUAUGUAAAGUUGCCAUGAAGUUUUGGGAGCUGCAUUAUAUUUUGAACAUCAAAAUCUACUACCCCUAAAAAAUUAACCUAUGCAUUGUGUACAUGCAUGCAAGUCAUUAACUUUUCAUGUCAUUUAAACUUGAUGUAUGAACCAAACACCCUUGGCACAGAUGGUAAGAAGUGAGAAGUC